AUGAGGAUAACAUGCGUACUCUUUGGCCUCUGGUUGCUGGUCGCCUACGUGCACUGCAGCCCUGUGGACAAGCGGGAAGCUGAACCGGAGGACCUGAGUCCAUUGAACGAGGUGUACAUCGUGGAGGCUGAGGAUGAUCAGGCUGCGGAUGGGGACAGGAGCGACAGGGACAAGAGGAAGAUCGGUGUGUUGAAGCUGGGCGUGUCUAAUGGGAUAAUCAACUUCGUUUUCAGCAAGCUCGACUCGUUCAUCGACUCCAAGACGAAGGCUCUCAUCGCGUUGGAAGACGCGAACAAGGUGAAGAACGCCGCGUACGGCAUCGACACGAAGCACUCGGCCACGGGCAAGUUCAUCAGCGACCUAGUCGCUGCCAAGAUCCAGGCCGCGAGCGGAAGCAUCGGACCUGUGAUACACAGCGCUCAAACUUUGAUCGCGGGUACGAAGAGCGGAUUGGCAGACGCAGCCCUGUCGAAAUUGGCACCUCUCAGCUCCAUCGCAACUGGCGUGUCCGCUGGACUGGCGGGUAAAUUGGAACACGGAGCUCACGCCGUUCACGCCGCUCACAGCGGUCACGGUGGUCACGGCGUAGAUUUAGGUGUCAGCCACCACGACAACAGCGGAGUUACCGGCACCGUCCUGAGUAACCUUCUGAACAGCCUGACAGAGCUGAGCCACAAGGGCGGCGCUGUUUCCGGUCCCAGUGCUCACGGCCACGAUGCCCCCGUUGUGGGUCACCCCGGGGCCUAUGCGAGCUUAGGCGCAGGGGGACCGAUCUCGACGACCACGGAGGACAUCCCUGAAUUCGAUAGGACGAAGGUGUCCUUGGAAAUACCGCCGAACGUAUUCGGUACCGGUUUCACCCUGAUAACCAACAUCAGCAAGAUCGUCAGUAGCGUGAUACUCAACUCAGCCCGUCGAACACAGACUCUGCUAGAGAUCUUCAAGCCAUUCUUCCGCGGAGCGCUCGCCAUCAAGGGUCUACCAUCGGACAAUCCUCACUAG
Eufriesea mexicana is the source of this 1002-nucleotide messenger RNA. RefSeq lists its product as uncharacterized. NCBI's taxonomy places the organism in Eukaryota, Metazoa, Arthropoda, Insecta, Hymenoptera, Apidae. The transcript is spliced from 6 exons. Bases 1 to 1002 code for a protein of 333 amino acids. The record is from RefSeq and is a predicted model, not a curated record.